This is a messenger RNA of Gongylonema pulchrum, 300 nucleotides long. Lineage: Eukaryota; Metazoa; Nematoda; Chromadorea; Rhabditida; Gongylonematidae. The record is from the annotation of a GenBank genome assembly.
AUGUUUUGGGUGGUUGUGCCGCGCCCAAAUGUUACAGGGAAUCUCACAGAGCGUGCGGCGGCAUCGCGAUUUUCAAAUAUUUCCGUUGUUCCCGCCGCUGUCGGUGCAGUCUCACUUGCUAACUCUCGGUCAUGUACAGAAGCGGCUGAAGAUUAUUAUUCUUGGAUAAUUGUACUGCUUAUCGUCCCAGCGGUCAUAAAUUGCUGUUCGAUAGCACUGAUAUUUGUUACCAUUGUGCACAUUCGCCGGUUGAAAAGUGUUACCGAAGCUAUCGGAAGCAGGUUGGAUAAUCUGAAGUAG